This is a messenger RNA of Monascus purpureus, 498 nucleotides long. The record is from the annotation of a GenBank genome assembly. Lineage: Eukaryota; Fungi; Ascomycota; Eurotiomycetes; Eurotiales; Aspergillaceae.
AUGCGUUCCAUUCCUCUAUGGCGCGCAAGGGAUACCCCGGUUCGAUCCCUGUAUCGGAUCUACGAGGCUAUGGCCGCACGCGAGUGCAAUGCCAUAGGCCCGGAGGUGGAGUACUUCUGGUAUCAGGCGCGGACGUCAUGGGCAGUGCGUUCCAUUCCGGACCCGUGCGAUCCAGAUCCUGUUCGGUACGCUAUCCUUGCCUGUAUUGCGGAGGAGCUUGCCAAAGCAUUCAACUGGCGGCUGAGUCUUGGGAUGCGGCGUGAUAAAAGAAAGCAUAUUUACCGUAAGACAGUCGAUGACAUACUUCCACCUUACACGGCAGAGACUGCGCCUACCUGGGCUAAGAACGUACCCGCUUUUGAUGUCAAGUUGAUCGCGGAUUUCCCAGAUGAUAUGCUGGAUCCAUUGGGAAGAUUAGUGCUUGAAGCAGGUGGAACAAGUCUUAUCUUUGCAGAGAGAAAUAUCGUAACCAACACCGGCCACUUUUACACGAUCUAA